CCUCUUUGACGUCACAGCUGAAAGUCGUCGGUGUUCUACUUGAUAAGUAUCUUAAAAAAGCGUCUUUGUGCAUCUUCUUUGCAAAUUAAGAGAACGAAACUGGUUAUGUUUAAAGCUAUCCUACCAAAGAAAUGCCGAGAGGAAGAUUUGAUGCCUCCCCCAAAGAUCGAUAUAAAGGUUCCUAGAUUGAAAAGAAGAAAGAAGCAAGUGUCUAAGACGGAAGAUGAGUCGGAGUUGAAUGAUGUACAACAACCUACUAUUGAAGUAUCGCCUGCAAGCAGUGAGAUUAAGCCUACUUUGAAAACUGCAACUGUUUCACCGCAACCAAGAGUGGCUUACUUUCCCUUAAAAAAGAAUACUGUUAGGAUUAUUGAAAGAAGGCAAUGUGCACCGCCUCCAAUCGAAUUGGCUAGCUCUUCCAAUUCAGAUAAUGAAUCAGAUGAUGAUAAUAUUCCAACUAUUCCCGAAAUACUUUCGCCUGACGAAACACAGGCUCAUAUUAUUCACUUUCAAAGUGUCCAUAUGUAUUUCGAUUUAUUCAUAAAACGUGAAAAAUGUGAAUUUAAAUCUUUGAAUGAUAUUGUCAAGUCGAAAAACUUCUCCAAGAGUUUUGUUCCCGAUGAAUUUAAGGCAAUCUGCAGCAAUUUAUUGAAAAGAUUAGAAAAAUCUAUGGAUGAAAUGAAACGUAUUGUCGAAUCAACGAUGGAACCGUAUGUUCGUGAUCGCAAUUAUGAUGAUUAAUCCUCAAGCACACAUCUUUCUUUGUAUUUUACAAACUAAUUUGUUCAAGAUAACGCAAAAAGAAUGUUACUUUUGAUUGAAUAAGGUUUAUUACAGUAUCUAUUCUUGG
Dimorphilus gyrociliatus is the source of this 850-nucleotide messenger RNA. The record is from the annotation of a GenBank genome assembly. Lineage: Eukaryota; Metazoa; Annelida; Polychaeta; Dinophilidae.